GGAAGAACGUCAAUAGCUGCAUUGGACCGCCUCACGGUGGCGUCACGGCCAAAACGAUCUCGUUCCGAUGGUAUUGGUCUGUUAUUCUUCUUUUUUACAGAAACUCUGCGCAUUGAAUGCGGAGAAAUUUGCUCCUCUUCGCGAACAACCUCGUUCAAAUCAAUCAUAACAGACGCAAAUAUCAAGAUUGAAUUUGGUUCGCAGAGAGGCUAUUUUGGGCAUUUAAGAAUCUGUUUUCAAUAUUCGCGCCAAAAGGACAGAGCAAAAUCCGACAUCACAAGGAAAAGUCGAGGGUAACAACGUAAAUUUACUGGAAUCCUGGAAGGGCAAUUUCGUCUUCUCAAUAAAAGUGCCGUGUCCUUUCGCGAAAAGCCCAUAAUAGUAAUGCUUCAUCGACCGGACCUCCGGAACAAAACAAAACCUUCCAUCCGACAUUUCCUUUCUUUUUCUCUCGUUUUCGCGGAAGAAACACAGGUUUCUUAUGAACCACGGUUUCUCUUAGUAAAUCGAAACGGAGAUCAUCUGCUAGGAUAUGGCAAAUGAUGCUCGAUCUAGACAGGCAAUUAAGGAUGAUGAUAGCAAUAAUUCAAAGGGGAGGCGUAUCAGAACUAGGGGAUCAACUAGUUUGGGUGUAGCAACACCAAAAUCAUCAGGUUUAAGAAGGUCAACCAGAGAUAUUUCAUCAAAGAAACAUACUUCUCCAAGUCCGUCAAGCACUCGCAAAUCUGGUAGACUUGAGAAAUUUACUUCAACAACUCCAGUCAUAAGGAAGUCAGAGAAAGCAGAAAAGGAGAAUAUCCAGAGCCCUUUGAGGAGGUCUGAGAGGGCUAAGAGGCUCUCCUCAUCCAGUUCUUCAGUCUCAAAGAAAUCUAACAGAACAUCAGGAUCAUCAGAUUUUAAACAGAAGAAAGAGAAGAAAGAAAAAAGUGUGAAACGGCUUACUGUGGAAACUAAAGAGGUUAAGAAAAUAGAGAAGCAGAUUGAGAAAUCUGUUAAUGUGGAAGAGAAGAGAAUGAAUGCUCGUGCUUACAAGGCUUUAUUUGAGCGACCAACAAAGGAGAUUAAUGCACCAGAUAGUCCUGAGGAACUUGACAGGAUGGAUAAAUUAUUUGAAGAUUGUAGCAGCAUUUGCAAAGGUAAUGAUUCUAAGAAAAUAGAUGGAGGCUUUGACCGCAGCAAUGGGAGAAGGGACGAUUUGAAAGUAAAAUGUCUUGGGAUUGCUUGUGAAAGCACUUUGGAGGGAUCUAAUUCUGAUGCAAUUGAGUCUAUGAAAGAAAUAUUAAAAAGCACUGUCGAAGUGGAGCCAUCUGGUACAGUCUGUGCAGUUGUUAAUGAUGGUUGCGAGAAAGAAGCAAUUGGGUCAGGACUUGGGGAAGGAAUUUCUAAGACUACUGACAUGGUCAGCAAAAUUAGUGAUGAUACUGAAAUGGCAGCAGUUGGUUGCUCUGCAGAGAAUAAUAUGGAUACAUCAAAAUUGUUGAAUAGAGAAUCCGGUUUGGAAAGGGAUGACAAAACCAUUUUAGCAAAAAGGAAAAUAAACACAAUAGAUAUGGUUUCUGAUCCUUCUGAUAUGGUUAUGAUCAAAGAUGCAUGCAGGUCAAUUGGUGAUGCUAGCACAUCGCCAUCUGGGUGCAGAAGUAAGAGUUGUUCUCAAACUAGUGGCACGUGCCUUAAGAGGCAGAGGGUAAAUUGUAACGCAGAAUCAAGCUGGGAAUUUUGUGAUAUGUCCUUCACUAAGGAUAGGGAGGAACUUGCAGGUCAUGUUAUCACAGGUCCUCAGGAGAUUUCCAGCAACCAUAUGCAACAGAAUGGAUGUUCUGGAGAUUUUCAAACAGAAGCUGACCAGAAUACAUGUUACAUUUGUAAGCUUGAUGGAAAACUCUUGUGUUGUGAAGGAAGAAGAUGCAAAAGGAGCUAUCAUCUUCCUUGUCUAGAUCCUCCGAUCAAGCAUGUCCCUCUAGGAGUUUGGUACUGUUCAAGCUGUGUUCGGAAGAAGAUAGAAUUUGGUGUACAUUCAGUUUCAGAGGGAGUUGAGUUAAUUUGUGAUACUCGAGAAGUGGAGGUACCAAAUUGUGAUGGAUUGCAGAAGCAGAAGGAAUAUUUUGUCAAGUACAAAGGUCUUGCUCACAUUCACAAUCGGUGGCUACCAGAAAGUCAACUGGACGAAGCUCCGUCACUACUUGCAAAGUUUAACCGUAAAAAUGAGACAGAUGGAAGGAAAAAGGAUUCAUCAGUUAAAUUGUUGCAGUUGUCAGCUGGAGGCUCUUCAGAAUUAAAUAACCAUCUAGACUUUGUUAAUAAGCUACGUGACCAUUGGUAUCAAGGUCGCAAUGCUGUUGUUUUUGACGACCAGGAGCGAAUUGUGAAGAUGAUAUCAUUUAUCUUCUCACUUUCAUCUGAUGUCUUCAGGCCGCUCCUUAUCAUUUCUACUCCUGCUGCACUUCAUUCGUGGGAUGAUAAGUUAUUCAAUCUAGCACCAUCUGUUGAUGUUGUGGUUUACAAUGGGAGCAAAGAAAUUAGGGAAAGUAUUAGGAAAUUGGAGUUCUCUGAGGAAGGGGAUUCUGUCAUGUUUCAAGUGCUUAUAACUUUGCCGGAAGUUUUAAGUGAGGAUAUAUCUGUGUUUCAAGGUGUAGAGUGGGAAAUGAUAAUAGUUGAUGACUGGCAAAGCCCCAAAAUUUCGUCUCAUUUUAAACAAAUUAAGAUACUAAAUAGCAGUUUGAGGAUUCUUCUUGUCAGUGGUCGACUAAAGGAUACGUCAUCUGAGUACCUUAACUUGUUGACUCUGCUUGAAACUCAUUGUAUUCUUAAUGAUGACAAUCACCUGGCUGUUAACUCCAGGGAUGAUAUUGCUUCUUUGAAGGAGAGAUUGGCAAAAUAUAUCAUAAAUGGAUGCAAAUCUGAAUCAUUUAGGUUUGUCGAAUACUGGGUUCCCGUGCAGAUAUCCAAUAUACAACUUGAGCAGUAUUGUGCUACUCUAAUAUCAAACUCUCUAUCACUUUGCUCACCGUCAAAGAAUGAUCCUGUUGGCGCACUUUGUAAUACCCUUGUUACCAUCAGAAAGUGCUGUGAUCAUCCCUAUGCUGCGGAUGAGUCCCUCCAGUCCUCAAUUAAUAAGGACCUUGAAGUGGUUGAGUAUUUGGAUGUUGGAAUAAAAGCAAGUGGCAAACUGCAGCUUCUUGAUGCAAUGCUUAUGGAGAUAAAGAGCCGUGGUUUGAAAGUACUUAUUCUGUUUCAGCCUAUUGGUGGCUUUGGAAGGGAUUUAGUUGGAGACAUUUUGGAUGACUUUCUGCGUCAAAAUGUUGGUCCUGAUUCUUAUGAACGUAUUGCACGAGAUAUUGUUUCUUCAAAGAAGCAAUCUGCCAUGAACAGGUUCAAUAAGGAGAUUGGGAGAUUUGUGUUUUUGUUGGAAACCCGGGCCUGCCAUCCUAGCAUAAAGCUGUCAUCAGUUGAUACUGUUAUAAUAUUUGACAGCAACUGGACCCUAGUGAAUGACUUAAGAGCCCUGCAGAAGAUAACAUUUGACUCAGAGUGUGGGCAGAUAAAAAUAUUUCGUUUGUAUUCAGCUUGUACGGUUGAGGAAGGAUUCUGAUUCUAGCGAAGAAAGUAGUCGCUUGAUAGUGAUCCACAGAACAUUGGCCAUGGCA
Carica papaya (papaya) is the source of this 3644-nucleotide messenger RNA. NCBI's taxonomy places the organism in Eukaryota, Viridiplantae, Streptophyta, Magnoliopsida, Brassicales, Caricaceae. The record is from RefSeq and is a predicted model, not a curated record.